This is a messenger RNA of Dacryopinax primogenitus, 1131 nucleotides long. RefSeq lists its product as uncharacterized. The record is from RefSeq and is a predicted model, not a curated record. Bases 1 to 1131 code for a protein of 376 amino acids. The transcript is spliced from 4 exons. Lineage: Eukaryota; Fungi; Basidiomycota; Dacrymycetes; Dacrymycetales; Dacrymycetaceae.
AUGGCCAAGCAAUUGACCACAAUCCAUAACACAGAUCUUCCCCGCUGGCAGGUCUCAAUGGAGACCGCUGAUGCCCACUGGGCUCACACUCCACGGACGGGUAACCUCUGGUCCCGAUUCGUGAAGAUGGUGGAGCAGGAGGGCAAAGAGGUGAAUCCUCACCUGAACAAGGGGCCUGGUAUUAGGUGCUCUAUGGACAGGAGAUACUACAUCCCCGACCUUAACGUGUGGACUUGGCUCCAUGAUAACUGUCUGCAUGCGGACGUUAAAGGCUGGCAAAAAGGCAAUGCUGCUGCCUUUUAUGAGAUUGCGAUGAAUCUCUUUCGAACUAAGCUCAAAUUCAACAAGUUUAUCGACAAGCAUCAGCUCAGUUGCGCCAGCGUUCCUCAUUGGUCUAUGACCACUCGCUUCCACAAAGCCGUCUCCCUCAAUGCGGAUGGUGUACGUGUUUGGAGCCCCAUCGGGGUUGCCAAAGAGUUCAUCACUAGUGGGCUCGAUGAAUUGAAAAUCGACGUCCUGGUUGGUUACUUCGGUCAUAGGCGACAGAAGGCAGAACUCGGUCGCGCGUACCGCAACAACAUUCUCGACGAGAAUGGUGUGCGCGCGCUCAGUCUUGUAGACCAACAUGACAAGUCACGGUGGACAGAAGUCUUCCAGUCCGCAAUAGUUCCCCCUCCUGCGGAGGGCCUUCCACCAUUGGGUCUCGAACCCGAAGGCUUGAAAUGGUCUGACAACCAUACUGUUCCUGCUGCUGGUCCCUCUCAUAUGGACACAGCCAUCGAGGAUGAAACCCUCCUCGACUAUGGUGACAGCGACGGCUAUGACCGUGCUUGUUACUACACCAGCAGCGGUACCAAUUCCCAAGGGAACGACUGUGAGGCCCCCCUCCCUCCUCCUCCCAUCCCAUCCCAUCCCAUCCCAUCCACUCCCCCUAUCCCCGUCACUCCAAGCAUACCCCCCGCUUCCCGUGCUUACCAAACCCGCAGGAACGGAUCCUCCUACUCGCACAACUUUGACGGCUCGACGCACUACGAUUUCGGCCGUGGGUACGAGAGGAGCACUUCCUCCGAUGGGCAGGUGGCGGAGUUCUUCUUCAGCGGCGGGGGAAAGGGGGCAAGUAGUAGUGACUAG